CAGUGUUCUGACACUUCUGCUGACGCCCCACACCGAUCCGGAGAGAGCCGGUGGGGCAGAGCGCUUUCACUCCGGCUCUGACCUCUCAUGUGAGCGCCACUUCCGCGUUCCGCUCACCUGUGUUACACCUGCCCUCCACCGCCGGUGCACCUGCUGCCUUAUCGUGCCAUGAGCGACGCUUUCACCGACUGCGACCUGACGUGCUCGUCCCCGCCGGGGGCGACCACCGCCGGCCGGAGGAGCACGGACUUGGAGCAGCCCAUUUUCUCCGCGCUGGCCGGCGGCGUAAAGGCGCAGCCGGGGGGCGACGCGGCCGGCUCUCCCGGAGACUGCAGCGGGGGGACCGCCUCGCCCACGGCCGCCGCCAUCUCGGACUCGGAGUCCGGGUUCUUCUCCGUGGAGAGCGAGCUGUGCGUGGAGCACGAGUCGGAGCUGGACUGGUUCUGCGGCACCGAGCGCAAACUGGUCUGCGGCCACUGCGCCUCCGUGGGCUCCUGCCACGGCCACAGCGUGACCCCUCUGGCCAGCAGAGUGUCCGCGGUCAGGAACCAGCUGGUGGACGUGUGUGAGAAAAUGCAGCUGCAAGCGCUGAGGAUUGAGAGGUUUGUCGACCAGACGCUGGCAGCCAAAGAGCAAAAGCUCCAGGCGGCGGCGUGCAGGGCGAGGGAGCGAGUUCUGGCUCAGGUCAGCGCUGCGCGCGAGGCCCUGGAGGAGGAGGAGCAGCGCCUUCUGGAGGAGGUGCAGAGGGAGGAGGAGCGGGUGGAGCAGUGCCUCCUCACGCAGAGAGCCCACUGGAGCCAGGCCUUGGCCAGUCUGUCGCAAACCCGCUCCAGCUUGGUGCACACGCUGACGCACUCUCCAGAUGCACAGCUGGUGGUGAGGGAUGGGAGGGAGGGGGGUGGAGGGCUCACGGGUGUCCAGGAAAUAGCUGAAAGAGUGGAGGAGGCAGAGGGAGUCGGGGAGCCCUGUGACACAGACAAGCUCAGCCUGAACCCAGUCUGCGGGGACAGCAAGCUGCUGAGAGGCCUGUGGGCCACGGCCAUGCUGCUCGGGCCCAACGCUUACGGUCCAUCUGAUCUGAAGUUUGACCAGCGCACGGUGAGCCCGCUGCUCUCCCUGUCCGACGACCACUGCACUCUGACCUUCCUGCACAAAAAGCCCCGCCAGUCCCCGCCCUACGACCCGGCGCGCUUCGACUGCUGGCCCAACGCCCUGGGCUCCCUGGCCAUGUCGUCCGGCACCCACAGCUGGGUGCUGGACGUGGGCGGGAGCGGCGCCUUCAAGGUGGGGGUGUGCUACGCCUCCCUGGAGCGCAAAGGCUCCGGGGACCAGGCCCGACUGGGACACAACGCCCAGUCCUGGGUGCUGUGCCACUACGACGGGGAGUACUCCUUCUGCCACGCGGGGAAGAAGCUGCCCCUGCAGGUGGCCCGGAGGCCGCAGAGGAUCGGCCUGCUGCUGGACUGCUCCAGCCAGGCGCUGCUGUUCUACGAGCCGGAGUCCUGCGCCGUGCUGUACUGCGCCACGCAGCGCUUCAGCGCCCCGCUGCUGCCGGCCUGCGCCGUGACGGACCGCAGCAUCACCAUUCUGCACUGAGGAAAACAUCAAGGCCCGCUCACCUCCGCAGGGAAAGAACUGUCUCUGCCCGAUGUCCAUCUAAGGGGGCAACUCUUUUAUUUAUCUUGUAUUUAUUCAGUUUGCCGAUUUCCUUUUUUCUAAUGAUGAGUUUCAAGUCUUCUCAUUUUAAACACAAGUGGUACAAUGCAAUAGUUCUGACUGACAAUGAUUGUUUUUUUUAUUAUAAAGAAUGUUUUGUGUAAUAUGACCGUACAGCACCAAUCACAAUUGAGUCCUGGCCUUUGUAAUGAAGAUAUCUAACUUUUUAAGGAAACAUCUGUGUCACUGGUUGAUCCAGGUUUGAAAUGUUAUGUGGUAAGAGAUGUCACUUCCAAGUACUUUUUGAUAAUUUUGUAUUCAAAUUUUUUGUAUAAGCUGAAUAAACACGUUCCCAUACUCUUAUGGG
This is a messenger RNA of Menidia menidia (Atlantic silverside), 2023 nucleotides long. NCBI's taxonomy places the organism in Eukaryota, Metazoa, Chordata, Actinopteri, Atheriniformes, Atherinopsidae. The record is from the annotation of a GenBank genome assembly.